Molecule: messenger RNA, 3337 nt
Organism: Piliocolobus tephrosceles (Ugandan red Colobus)
Lineage: Eukaryota; Metazoa; Chordata; Mammalia; Primates; Cercopithecidae
Gene: GPBAR1
Product: G protein-coupled bile acid receptor 1
Exons: 3
Coding region: 1892-3193 (433 amino acids)
Biological process (GO): G protein-coupled receptor signaling pathway
Cellular component (GO): plasma membrane
Molecular function (GO): G protein-coupled bile acid receptor activity
Source: RefSeq, a predicted model, not a curated record
CCACACAACACCACACAACGUACCACUGUGCUCAGCUAAUCUUUAUUUUUUGUAGAGACGGAGUCUCACCACGUUGCCCAGGCCUCGGCCUCUUAAAGUGCUGGGAUUACAGGCGUGAGUGUGAAGUGAACAGCGGCUCAGGGAGGCCAACCAGGGUCCAAGAAACCCCAUCCCUGCUGCCUCCACUGGUCCAAAGCUAGUACCCCCAGCCAGCAUGACACUCAUGUCCCAGACAUUGUGGGUCAACAGAGAGAAAUUCAGAUAGCUAAGAGAAUGGAAACGGACAAAGGAGGCACAGGAGGAUUCCGUGCCAGAGUCUGGAUUGGUCACCCCCGUUCAGGUUCUGCCUGAGGAAAGGAGAAUGGGGUCCGGGCACAGUCAGCUGGACAGAGCAUCUGAAGACGGCUUGCACCAGAGCCCUCGUGGCUGAAGGAAGAAGCCAGGGAGUGAGUCAGCCCCAGGGCUUGAUGGAACAGACAGGAACUAGAUGAUCUAGUAAGGGAGAAGCGAGGCUGAGCAAGAGACAGCCCAGGCUCCCUGGCUGCCACUGCCUAAUCUGUCCCCCUUCACACAUCCCACACACAGUGUUUAGACAGAGCAGCAGAGAAGAAACAGACAUCCUGGAUCCCGCGGGGAGCAGGCCGGGGCUGGGAACAGGAGGUCUGUUUAUUCCUGGCAGUCCCAUAUUAGAAGGGUCCCACACCCACUUCUGUCAGGCCCCAGGCUGAACUCUCCCAGAGCCUGUGACUUCUGCCCCACCAUAUCGCGUGGUUCUGAGGGCCGGCCCUGGAACCCUGCGUCCUCCCCACCCACCAGCUCCCUCGAGGAUGGAUUUGAGGCUGGAUGCUUUCGUCUUCCCACUUUUUGUCCCAACAGAAGUCUCUCCUCUUCAGGAUCCCUGACUGUGCAGAGCUGGCAGAGCCACACUCCGCGGACCUCCAGCCCUUCGGGCCCAGCUCUCCUGGAGAGCACGGAAGUCCCUUUGCUCCAUUUACUUCUUCAGCCAGGAAGUGUUUCCUAAUGUCUCACCCCCAGCGCCAGCUUUCCUGCUGCAGUUUCCGCCUGUUCCCUCCCAUUUCAGGCCUUAAGGGCGUGUGGCUGGGCUUCUCUCCUCCCCCUCACUCCAAAGCCGCACUUGAUAUAAGGUGGAAAUUGAGGCACCACUCCUCCUGGCUUCCCAGCCUUGAACUUGCGCUUCCCUCUCAGUGUACCUGGUUUCCUCAGUUUCCCUGUGCAGCAAAAGUGUCACUCCCCUCUUGCUUUUCCUAAGCUCCCCAUGUGCCUCUCUCAGCGGAUCUGUCUUAGAGGGGCCAGGUGCAGAGAAAGGCAAAAAUCCUAAUAAUGUUCCUAGCGAUCGCUGCCUGUCACGUCACGGAGUGCUGAAGGACCAAGUGCUGAUCUGAGUCCUCAUCACACGGGACCUCAUUUAGUCUCACGAUAGGCGAGUACAACUCUGGGCCCCAUUUUACAGAUGAGGAAACUAAGGCAAGAGAACUUUAGUCAUUUGCCCAAGUUCACCAGCUUUUAAAAGGAUCCAGACAGCUCUGAUUCCAGCGCCAGCUCAUGCCUCUUCAUCAUGGGGGAGGAAAGAGAGGGAGUCGUUUGUUGGAGCAAACCCCCACCCAUCAAGGCCAAGCCACUGGCGUAUAUGCAGCCAUAUGUGUUAUCCUGUGAUAUGCCCCACCACGACCUUAAUUAAUUAGAGGUGGUUUAUCUUGUUCCCAUUUUAACACAGGCAGAAACCAAGGCCCAGUAGUACCUUACCCAGGGUCACAUCCCCAGAGCCUUUUAUCCUUCAUAGUUCAGAACUUAGAAAGCAGUUGAGAAAAGUAUGGAAUGACCACAGAUUCAGGAAGGCAAGUCUGGCCUUAUAAACUGAAAGGCCCAUCAGAUGAUGGGAUGGGGAAGUGAAGAUCCUCAGGCCCCAAACACCCGCCACUGCCGCCACCACACACGGAAGUGUGGAGGGAGCCUGGUGUACUGUCAACUGACUGGCCAGUCCAGGGGCUUAAAUGUAAAUGCAUCAGCUGAGGCGAGAAGUCAGGAGGGCCAGGACACCAGACACGGUCCAAACCCCUGCAGGUCUGGCUGCAGCAACUCCCUGACACUCAGGAAGGCCCAGGCUGGGCAGGCAAUACCUGCUCCCAACAGCCAUGCAUGCCGGCUGCCACUCCAGGACUCCCCUGUCCUCAGGACCGAGAUGACGCCCAACAGCACUGGCGAGGUGCCCAGCCCCAUUCCCAAGGGGGUUCUGGGGCUCUCCCUGGCCCUGGCAAGCCUCAUCGUCACGGCGAACCUGCUGCUAGCCCUGGGCAUUGCCUGGGACCGCCAUCUGCGCAGCCCGCCUGCUGGCUGCUUCUUCCUGAGCCUGCUGCUGGCUGGGCUGCUCACGGGUCUGGCAUUGCCCACGUUGCCAGGGCUGUGGAACCAGAGUCGCCGGGGUUACUGGUCCUGCCUCCUCCUCUACUUGGCUCCCAACUUCUCCUUCCUCUCCCUGCUCGCCAACCUCCUGCUGGUGCAUGGGGAGCGCUACAUAGCAGUCCUGAGGCCACUCCAGCCCCCUGGGAGCACUCGGCUGGCCCUGCUCCUCACCUGGGCUGGCCCCCUGCUCUUUGCCAGUCUGCCCGCUCUGGGGUGGAACCACUGGACCCCUGGUGCCAACUGCAGUUCCCAGGCUAUCUUCCCAGCCCCCUACCUCUACCUCGAAGUCUAUGGGCUUCUGCUGCCCGCUGUGGGUGCUGCUGCCCUCCUCUCUGUCCGCGUGCUGGUCACUGCCCACCGCCAGCUGCAGGACAUCCGCCGGUUAGAGCGGGCAGUGUGCCGCGAUGAGCCCUCGGCCCUGGCCCGGGCCCUUACCUGGAGGCAGGCAAGGGCGCAGGCUGGAGCCAUGCUGCUCUUCGGGCUGUGCUGGGGGCCCUAUGUGGCCACACUGCUCCUCUCAGUCCUGGCCUAUGAGCAGCGCCCGCCACUGGGGCCUGGGACUCUGUUGUCCCUCAUCUCCUUGGGAAGUGCCAGUGCAGCGGCAGUGCCCGUGGCCAUGGGGCUGGGCGAUCAGCGCUACACAGCCCCCUGGAGGGCAGCCGCCCAAAGGUGCCUGCAGGGGCUGCGGGGAAGAGCCUCCCGGGACAGUCCCGGCCCCAGCACUGCCUACCACCCAAGCAGCCAAAGCAGCGUCGACCGGGACUUGAACUAAAAAGGAAGGGCCUCUGCUGACUCCUACCAGAGCAUCCAUCCAGCUCAGCCACCCAGCCUGUCUCCACUGGGCCCCACUUCUCUGGAUCAGAGACCCUGCCUCUAUUUGACCCCACACUGACUAAAUAAAGCUCCUCUGGCUGUU